This is a messenger RNA of Laetiporus sulphureus 93-53, 1026 nucleotides long. Its product is annotated as glycoside hydrolase family 18 protein. The transcript is spliced from 9 exons. Lineage: Eukaryota; Fungi; Basidiomycota; Agaricomycetes; Polyporales; Laetiporaceae. The record is from RefSeq and is a predicted model, not a curated record. Bases 1 to 1026 code for a protein of 341 amino acids. Gene Ontology annotation, molecular function: hydrolase activity, hydrolyzing O-glycosyl compounds. Gene Ontology annotation, biological process: carbohydrate metabolic process.
AUGUUGUUUUCGACACUGCACUUUUUCUCCAUCCUCGCCGCUCUGGUGUACAUCCGCGGCGUCUUUGCCGCCCCCGUUCCCAUAUGCUCCAUCGGCGUCCGCACCGGGUCAGGCAGCUCGAGUUCUAACUCCACCUCUGGCUCGACAGGCUCAAAUUCAACUUCUACCUCUGCUCCUCAUUGGGUUAUUUACAGUGAUGCAUGGUUCUCUGGCGAGAACGGUCCUCCUGACGUGUCUGAUAUCGAGGGCUAUAACGUCUUCAUCCUUUCCUUCCUCUUGACGUCAGGUGCCGCUGACCAGGCACAGGAGUGGGCUGAGCUCGACUCCGACACCCGUUCCAGCAUCAAAGCAUCUUAUGAGGCCGCCGGCAUCAGCCUUCUCGUUUCCGCAUUCGGCUCCACCGACACCCCCACCUCCUCCGACGCCGACCCCGUGACCACCGCUCAGACCAUGGCUGCUUGGGUCAAGGAGUACGACCUCGACGGUAUUGAUGUCGACUACGAAGACUUCACCGCCAUCAACGAUGGCAAUGGUGCGGUCGCGUGGUUGGCUGAUUUCACCACCGAGCUUCGUAACCAACUCCCGUCGCCGGACUACAUCAUCACGCAUGCCCCUGUCGCUCCUUGGUUCUCCAACAACUCCCAGUUUGAGGGCGGUGCGUACCUCGAUGUCGACGAAAAGGUCGGCGACCUCAUCGACUGGUACAACGUGCAGUUCUACAACCAGGGCGCUGACGAGUACACGACCUGCGAUGGGCUGUUGACGGAGUCGUCCAGCGCUUGGCCAAACACCGCUCUCUUCCAGAUCAACUCUGUCGGCGGCGUGCCGCUCGACAAGUUGGUCAUUGGUAAGCCCUCCGCGGCAUCGGAUGCCUCGAACGGCUACAUGGAUCCCUCCACCCUGGCCACCUGCGUGGAACAGGCCAAGGGGCAGGGCUGGAACGCCGGUGUUAUGGUCUGGGAGUACCCCACCGCGGAUACCACAUGGAUCUCGACCGUCCGCGCCAGCGCAUACCCCGUGUCCUAA